Molecule: messenger RNA, 1197 nt
Organism: Xenopus laevis (African clawed frog)
Lineage: Eukaryota; Metazoa; Chordata; Amphibia; Anura; Pipidae
Gene: mrpl16.S
Product: mitochondrial ribosomal protein L16 S homeolog
Exons: 4
Coding region: 311-1072 (253 amino acids)
Biological process (GO): mitochondrial translation; translation
Cellular component (GO): mitochondrial inner membrane; mitochondrion; mitochondrial large ribosomal subunit
Molecular function (GO): structural constituent of ribosome; rRNA binding
Source: RefSeq, marked provisional
AAACCGAUUAAGAAGCACUUUAUUAAUGUAGCUCAUACAGUCAGCUUGCUAAUAUGCGGAUACAGGGAUCACGAAGCUUGUGCUUGUUCAACUAAGUGUAGAAAUAAACCUAUAAUGUAGCGUCACCUUCAUUACGGGAAAUCACUUCCGGAUCUUUCUGGAAUUUCUUUCGUGUCCUUGUAGGAGAGCGAAAAAACUAUUUCCUACUUGUCGAACACGUCACUUCUGGUCAAGAUGGCCUCGUCCAUGUGACCUGAGUGCGGGCGUCUGUUCAUUUACCAUUCUUGCCCCGACUCAAAUAAACGCAAAAAUGGUGCUGAUGCUUUCGAACAGGGCAAAUGUGGCUGGUCGCCUCUUUUUAUCAGGUUGUUUGGAAAAUACACACAGAGCUGUCACAGUUGGUCUGAGAACAUUUGAUAUUCCCCCUGAUUACAGUGGUGUUAGUAUAAGGGACAAACCCAAACUGCGCUUUGUAAACAAGGUUCCUGAUCUUGUUAAGGUAAAUAAAGAACCAAAAAACUUAAAGGAUAUUCGAGGACCAGCAAAAGAGGGUCAGGAAUUUGAGGAGGGUGAAUAUGGUAUUGUAGCUUUGGGUGGUGGUUAUUUACAUUGGGGACACUAUGAGAUGAUGCGUCUGACAUUGAACCGAGCGCUUUCUCCUCGUACAAUAUUUAGUCGUUGGCUGGUGGCCCCACCUCACAAGCCUGUAACACGAAAAGGUCUUGGCCAACGUAUGGGUGGUGGAAAAGGUGCAGUGGAUCAUUAUGUCACUCCAGUCAAAGCGGAUCAACUAAUUCUUGAGGUGGGAGGCCGGUGUGAGUUUCAAGAGGUUCAACCAAUACUGUCCCAAGUGGCAAAGAAACUGCCCUUUCCAGCACAGGCUGUAAGCAAAGAAACUCUAAAAAAAGCACGCCAAGAAGUAGAGGAUAGAGAAUUAAAUAACCAAAACCCAUGGACUUUUAGCCGUCUAGCAACACGAAAUAUGAUGGGCUGUAGAAAAUGGAUAAGUGCAUUUGACAUUCGAAAUAAGGGCAGGUACUGGGGCAAACGCUGCUUGUCUAAGCGUGUGUAAAGAAAAUAUGUGAUAUAUUUAUUCAUAAAUAUAUACAGAUUACUUACCAAUUCACAAAGCAUUUAUGAAGAAUUCGUAUUUUAUAAUGCAUAUGGAGUAUUUGAAUUAAAGGGAUUAAAACUACA